Molecule: messenger RNA, 548 nt
Organism: Chilo suppressalis (striped riceborer)
Lineage: Eukaryota; Metazoa; Arthropoda; Insecta; Lepidoptera; Crambidae
Source: the annotation of a GenBank genome assembly
AUGGCACCAACUUUAAUCAAAAGCUUUGUGGUCUUCGCGUUUAUUGCGCUUGUAAGUGCACAAGAUGACAAAUGUACCACUGUCACUAAAGGUGCCUUGACCGGAACACCGGUCAUGUUUCCCCGUUACAGCCUUCCAAAACUACAGCCAUCAUGGUUUAUACCAAUUACACAACCAUGCAAAGUUGCUGGUGUCAUGAUGAACGUGUGCGACCCUGACGGCCCCCCAGCACCCAGCGUGGAGAUAUUGAACCUUUCAAAAGCCUGGAUCACGCGCAAUGCUGAUUCGAUGUUACAUGACAUCUCGGUAGACGUCAUCGUUUUCUGCAAAGCCACCAGCCCAAAUAACCCAUAUGGUGAGAGGGUGUAGACCGAUGUGAUCUUUCCUCACCAGCGCUUUUAUUAAAUCUGGAUGUUAAACAAUUACUCUGUGUUUUGUCUGUGAACCCCUUUAAUCAAGUUUUUUUUAGUUAGGUAGGAUUAUCAACAAUAGCACGUUUUUACUUAAAAUAUAAGGAGUUUUCAGGAAUUUAACUGCUAGAUGUUUAA